Molecule: messenger RNA, 567 nt
Organism: Acanthocheilonema viteae
Lineage: Eukaryota; Metazoa; Nematoda; Chromadorea; Rhabditida; Onchocercidae
Source: the annotation of a GenBank genome assembly
AUGUUUUGGGUGGAAGAAGAGAGAACACCGACGACAGGUGAAAAAGAUGUCACAAAAGGAAUCAGUCAACAAGUGGUGUCAGGUGAUAACAUAGAAUCUACCGCGGUUCAUGGAAGACACAGAAGGCGGUGUUUUGUGGUGCUGCAAUGGUUAGUACCUAAAUGGUUGCAACAUUUCCUCUAUUACUGUCGUCAUUCAGUAUUGUCGCGGAAUUCACCAGAAGAUCGGUCAGUAAUGAAACGGAAAACACCAAUGGUCGCAAACGGAAAUCUAAUUUCUCUGCAGAAGAAAAAAAACAAAGUAGUACCAUUCGACUUCAAGAUUUGCGACCGUCAUUUGGAGUUAGAGCCAUUGUGUUGUUUGUCUUCCUGUCUUAUUCGUGGUGGUUGUACGGCCGUUGCUAUCUUCGAAUACGCUUACGUUGUCUUUACACUUAUUGCAAUUAUUAUACGUUUGCACAAUAGUGGACUUUCUCAGUAUGUCAAUUAUCAUUCCAAAGUCAAAUAUAACUUGAAAUUGGUUAUUGACACGUGCAAUUACACGUCUACGGACGCGUCAGUGGUGUAA